Molecule: messenger RNA, 16709 nt
Organism: Procambarus clarkii (red swamp crayfish)
Lineage: Eukaryota; Metazoa; Arthropoda; Malacostraca; Decapoda; Cambaridae
Source: RefSeq, a predicted model, not a curated record
UAUUUCGUAUUUUAUUAUUUUUCUUGUCAUAUAACAUUCAAUUAUGAACCUUGCAAAUUUUAAAUCUAAUUGAGCUGCCAUCUUUUGCCCCACGGCAAUUUUUAAGGUAGUUUAUCUUACAAAAUAUAAGAAAGCUGGAGAGAUUGAUGAGGACAACAUAAGAAUUAAUGGCCCUAGUUAAAAACAGGAAGCAAAGUAAACACUAAAUUAUAUCGUGACAUAUCUAAACAUGACAGCAUUUCCAGUCAUGUAAGGGCGCUGACUGCUUAAAUGCACCCAUCUGAGUAAGAUGUGUGCUUACAGACACAUGGGCAAACAUAUGUAUGGUAUAUACUGUAUUUCAAAAUGCAUUUUUGUCAUAUAUUCACAUUUUGUGGUAUGACAAAGUAAGCCUCAUCAAAGAGUAUUCCAAUAAUUACUAGUAAUUUCACUUUGAUAGUUUUGUGUAAGUAAAUCUUUGUGUACCCUCUUUUGUUUUGUAUUUUCUGAAUAUAAUCUAUGUUGGAUCUACUGUAGAAUCUGUUCUAGUCACCUUCAGAUAAUGCCUUCUUAGGAACAUUUGUCUUCUUCAUAUUAUACAGUAAUAUGUGAAGUACAGUAUUUUGGUUAAAAACUUGCCACAAUUUGUAUUAAAAAAAAUACAUACAUGGAAAAGACAUGGACUUGCCUUAGCAAGCUUAUGCAACACACAAAGUAUUAGUAAAGGAGAGAGAGAGAGAAAACUGGCAGUCAGGCUUAGAUGUUGUAAGAACUUUAAAAAAAAAAUCAGAGCUAGACUCUUCGACCAACCCCACCACCUCGACUUCUAAUGUGGAACUGUUAAACACAGUGCCAAAAACAAUAUUUGAAUGUUUCUCUUGAUUAUGAUAACCCUCUUUUCAUACAGUCCAACCAUAAAACAUUUCUUCUACUCUAAAGGCCCUUUUAAAAUGCUUUUCAAGCUGUUUGACAACAUCCCAUCUAGAAAAUAACAUGCUGCAGUUCCUCAGUUUACUUGGGACCAUUAUCGAGUCUGAAAUCUUUGGUUUAUAGCUGGGGAGAGGUAAUGUGUUUGUAUGCCUGCCACUCUUAGCUACCCAGUUAGCAGGUGAAUUUUUUUAUUCAUCCGAUUGGGUUCAUUCCUGUAACAAUAUGACCUGGAGAAAUCCAUUUACACAAUUUUGUUUAACCAAAUCUGAACUCGUGGUUUGACUACAUUGAAUUCUGCUAACUUUGAGGAGCAAAUAUUUCAUCAAUUUCUCAAUAAAAGAUGGGUGUGAAACAUUCGCAUGUGGCUCACUGGUUGAUAAAUUUUAUACUGAAUCGUUUGUUCUUCAUUAGUUGAACCCUUUUGAUGCUUUAAGCGAUAGUGUUUGAAGUAAAAAAAAAAAUGUGCUUAUGCUGUAAUUAGUGGCCUCUGUCUGUGUACCUAGAAUAACAUUUUGAAAUUGUGCAAUGUUUGACCAGGUCAUUUGAUAUUAAAAACUGGGAUCAAAACCUGUUAAAUGCUGCAAAUAACAUAGAUCAGGGAGAGCAAACAUACAGUAAUUUGAAAAUGCAAAAAAUAUGGCAGAAUUAUUCCUUUUUUUAUUUUUUUUAUUUUUUUUAAUUCAUAAAAUUCUUUGCCACUGUAAUUAUGUUUAUUUGUUGUAUUUAUGAUGAUAUUUUUGUACAUUAGGGACACAAGACCUCUUAUUAAGGCACUGGGGCCAUUUUCUUUAUUGUAUAAUGAUUCUUUUAUAUGUACUGUAUAUAAAUAUUUGUUUUGUUUUAUGGUUCAGUAUAUGUAAAUAGAGCAUUCAAUUUUUUUCUAAUAAAUAUAAAUUGAUGAAACCUUAAAUGAAACCAUCCCCCCCCUUAAAAGUAGAUUUAUUUUGACAAUUACAUUCAUUGAUAUGUUUAUAAUGAUAGUGUGUGUCUUGGGAAAAUGCACACUGGUUUUGUUACUUGAACCACAUUCUUGCUAAUAGAAAAUACAGGCUUGCAAGUUUUUAAAACUGCAUUCAACAGGGCAAAAAAAAAAACAAAAAACUAUUUUACAGCCAAAAAAAGAUUAAUAGUUUAAUUUUACAUGCUUUAUUUCUUUUCAUCUAUGGAGUUUUGUUUUUUUCCAGAGAUUUUUUUUAAGGCACAGCUGUUUCAUUUGCAAAUUUGUGUAAAUUAUUGAAGCUCUAGAUUUUAGCCCCUGAAUUUCAAGAGUUAUUUGGGUAUAGCUGUUAUAUUGUCAGUCUGUUUCUCGAUGUCUUGUCUUAACUGUGGUCACUAUUAGUAAGCAUCUUCUCAGCAAUUGCUAAUUGAAUUAGUGUGAAAUUUUGUAUGGAAAUUCUCAAAACUUAAACGAUCUUUCUACUGUUUAUAUUUUAACUGUGCCUCCUUUCCUGUAAGAAAUGAGUCGGAUCAAGCACAGAGCAGCCCCUCAUCCCACACGUGUGUCCUCAGCUUACAUUCAGUCCCCUGCUGGAAGACGUACUGGACGGACUCGUAGUGUUUCUGAAUCUGGCCAAUGCCAGAUAUUUGCUCCAGAUGCUUCUCCAAGGUUAACCUCCUUAGCAACACCUGGACGCACAUCUGGUAAUACCCUUCAUGAUUCUCAGACGAAAUCUGAACGGCCAAGAAAGUCACGGCAUGCAAGUGGAAAAGUGCAUCAUAGUGGCCGCAAUUCACGUGAUGGAAGAUCACCCAAUCAAGAGGGCAGCCAAGCCAGAAAAUUACUAUACCCACCAAUUUCUGGAGGGUCAAGAGAGGAAGAAGAAAACUCCCCUGAAACAAAGAGAUCUCGAACAGCACCUUUACCAGAUAUCAUGCACGAUUGGGAAAUCAUUGUGAAAUCCCUUAAGGCUAAUGAGCGUCGUGAGAAGCAGGAAGUUACCAAGGCCUCUGGUUCUGGUGGUGAUAAGAGUCACAAAGGACUGGAGCGCAAGCAUGUAGAACGAAGAAAUACAGAUGAAGCCAUUAGCACCAAUCGUAAAUUAGACUUCUCAGAAGGUCAACAUAGAAAGCCAGAAGAACCUCUACGUCAAGAACCUUCUACAAGUAAUACAGAAGCUGACAGUGAUAAGGAGAAUACCAGGCUGAAUGAGUCAGUAGCUAGAGAACAGUUGGAAAAUGUUGAUAAUGGUGAUGCUCAGAGAUCUCUCAGUGCCAAUGAAGAUACUCUUGAAAAUAGUCAACAGACAGUUGAUAGUCCAGAAAAUAUUGCUCCCAGUAUUGAAGAAAAUACAUCAACAAACGAUCUAGACCCUCCUGGAAAUAUAAGUGAAGUACAAACCUUAGUUAGUACAAGGCAGUGGUUACCUGGAUCACAUUGUGUUACCCAAUCUGUUACAGACAUUAAGACUGAUGGGGAUAGCAGUGAUAAACUGGAGAAUAACAGUAGUGACAUAAAUAGUGUAGCAGUGAUAAAAGUAAGUGAGAAAAAACAGUUGAAAGAUAAAAUUGGUGUUUCACUUACAUCAGUUGAUAAUAUUGAUGCCAUUAAUGUAUCUAAUGAUUCUGGGCAGAUAGGCUUAGAUGACCCUUCUUCAGCAGGCUCUCAAACUAAAACUGAAAUCAGUAGACUUUCAAACCUUUCUUUAGAGCAGGACAAAGAGGAGCCUUUACCCUGUUGUUCUCCCAAAAGUAAUAGUGUAUCUAAAGAGUUGCAUAUAAUUUGUGAGAAAGAAAAGGAAACCAAUCAGUCUAAAAUGGCAGCAUCCAUUGACAAAUGUAGUGGUGAAGUAGUGUUAGAUAGUGCAUCAUAUAGCAGCCCAGUGGUGAGAGGGGGAGGAACGGGAUAUACUCCUAGUGAAGUACUAAAAGAUAUGAUCCAAAGGGAUAAACCCUUUGAGUCUUCAGAAGAUGAUGAUAGUGAUUCGAGUGACUCUAGUAAAACUGAUAGUGAUGUAACGAGUUCAAAAGAAUGUGUACAAAAUAAAAUUUUAAUGGAUGUUAUUGGACAAAAUAUCCAAAAGACCCCUUUUCCAAGAAAAGAUAGUUUGUCUAAAGGUAAAAUUAAUAAUGAAGACUUGUCAUCUGAAGCACAGUUUUCAAGAGUAGAUAAUGAUAUGAGCAAACCUAUACAUGACUCUGAAAAUGGCAAAGAAAUUAAACAAAUUUGUAAAAGUGCAGAAAAAUCUAUCUGGCAUAACAAAGACAUAAGUAUUAUUCCCCAUUCUCGUAUCACACAGAGCAGCAAUAGUGAAUACAAUGAUGAUAAACCUCAGAGACACCAAAAAGUUAAAGGUGAUGUGAUUAUGUUGUCAGAAACAGAGUGCAUAUAUAAAGGAAAAUGUGAGCUCGGAGAAAUGGAUAUAGAUGAAAAUUGUCAUAAUGUAAGUAAAAUGCAUGGAAUGAUUGCCACUGUUGAAGGGCAAGAUGACAUCAAGAAUUCAUGUAAUGAAAUAUUAAAAGAAACUAAAUGCCUCGAGAGAGAACAUAUUGAGAAAGAUGAUUUAAGAAUUUCAAUUGCAGGAAAGCCUAAAAAAUCUGAACAUUCACAACACGGUAGUGAUACUGGGUUGAGUAUUAGUGUAAUAAAAAUACCUAAAGAAAUUGAACCACAUUGCCUUAAAGAUAAAGGGAUUGAAAUGGAAAAACAGGGAUAUAAGUGUGAUUGCACAGAGAAUGAUGUGAUUGACAAAAAUGAAGUUACAAAAACGGUUAUAACUUUAGGGGAAUACGAAAAGCUAUUUGGAUCAUUAGAUGAUGAAAAAUGUAGGGUAAACAACUUUGAAGGUUUCCAUAAUUCCUUGCCAGAAAAAAAAUGGAAAGAAGAAUGUUUUGGAAAUAAUGAUGUGGCUGAAGAAGCAUUUGAAGGUUUUGUUUCUGUUACUUCACACAGCAGUGAUGACGGAUCUAGAAAGCUUAUAGGCCAUAAUCUGAUUCCGGCUAGCAUUAGCACUAGUGAUGUUCAACCAUUUAGCAGAAAAACCUUAAGACCAGUGGACUCAGCAGAUGAUAAAAAAGCAUGUCAUGAAUGUCAGUUAGUAUUUGAAACUAACGAAGAAAAAUAUCAACAUCGAAGAGUUGGUCACAGGAGAAUUUACGAGUGUAUGCUGGAUGAAGGCCACUGUGGAAAAAUGAUUGGAGCUGUGCAGUAUCAUGCACACUUAUGGGAACAUCAUGAACCCGUCAUUGUGCGAAUGCUGGAGGAUUUGUCUGCUGAUGUUGCAUCAUGUACAAUGGCCGGGUCGGUUUCAAAUCUUACUCUUCCAUGUCGAGUGUGCCUGUGUCUGUUAGCACAGCCGACUCGACAGUUACACGAACUUCUAGUACAUGGACAGAUGUCAAGUAUGCUGACUUUGAGCUCUCCAUCUCCACAGGCAAGUGUGUGGUGGACAGGAAAGGGAUUAUCAUGGACAUGUCACCAGUGUUGCACCACCCCAGCUGUUGUUCAAAAUCCUCAGCACUUCCUGAUGGUGUGUGCUCCACAUGCCUUCCCGAAGAUUUUAGCGAACCACCUGGUUAAUGUUCAUCUAUUGAGUGAUACUUUGUUACAUGGUUGGUGGCUGCUGUUACGUCUCCUUCAUGUUUUGCCUCCACUUGACCGAUCUUCCCUGGCCUCCAUGUUAGCUCUUGGUUUACAUAAUAAUAUAUCUUUUGCACGUUGUCUAAUAUGUAAGCGUUCUUUAGCAUUUAUUGUGAGUCCGCAGUUAAAUGAAUCACGUGGCUUGUGUGGAGGGUGCUGGGGUUUGGUGAAAGACAGCCUCUCAUGUUGGUUUCUCUGUGGCUAUCCAUAUCCCAGUAGUCAGUCUCAGUUGACUGCCCAUCUAAUUGCAAACCACAAGAGCCAGCUGGCAGGAGGCUGGUGUGUACUUUGUGGCCAGUGGGCAAGUGCACUUCUUCCUCAUGUAUAUAGCCAUACAUAUGUUAAAAAAUGUGUUCCACAUUUUACUUGUAAUUUUUGCCCUACAAAUUUAAUUGGGCAAAAUAUUUUGUCUUGGGUGGUGCACUCUUGGGCAUUUCAUGUUUUCCCUUGUCCAUUUCCCACAUGCAGAACACUUCAUUGUGACUCUGAACCAGAUGAACAGUCCAAGCCUGGACAAACAGUUGCUCCUACAUCUAUUCACCUAGCAUCCCACAUUAAUGCAUGUCAUCUUCCCAGUGAUGAAGAGUUAAACUUGGACGAGAUAAGUUUAGUUCUUCAGUGGGUUCGUGGAGGGCGUGGAGGACUUCUCUCUUCCUUAGAUGCUCAGGCACUAAAUACAGUCUGGUAUAGUCAUACUGGAGAUUUGUUUACAUUAAUUGGGGCAGGUCACCACCUAACUCCUUCCACUACUGUAAAAAUAUGGACAACCUGUGUGGUUUGUGGAUGCUCAACUACUCUGACAUUAAGAUAUGCAGACUUGAGUCCAGCUCCUCUGUGUGCACACUGCCGUCUUGGUUUGCAUCGGUGCCAGGCUGGUCCACCUUGGCAGUGUCCUGCUCAAUCAUGUAAUUUCAGUGCUCCACAGGCAUCUUGUCUUUAUGAUCACCUUAUGGACUCCCCUAAACAUCGACAAACAAUAAAACCCCACCUAAAGUAUGUUAAGCUACCUAACUGUUGUUCAAAGUGUAAUAUGACCAAAGUGUUCAAGGAUCGUUUGGCAUUAUUUUGUCAUCAGUUGUUAUCACACACUCUUGCUUGCUUAAUCUGUCCUUAUCAUGCCAUUACAGUUUCAUCCUUGCAACAUCAUCGCACUACCUGUCAUGAUCUGAGGUCUUUGGACGCUGUUUGGGUACGUCUUAAAUAUAAACAACAAGUAAAAGAAAAGUACAAAAUUCAGCAUCCUAAAGUAUUAUAUAAAGAAGAUGGAUGUGUCAUUCUUGUAGGUAUUAGUUCAACUGGUGGUGUUGUAGCACAAUGUGACCCUUUAAUCUAUGUUCCUUUAUUAAUGGACACACCUCAAGGAAACACCCAAGAGAAUUCAGUGGAGGAAAUGGGCAAUAACUGUGAGGCAAGAGAGGAGACUGCAGAAAGUGAGGAUGAUGCUGUUCCUGGUUGGUGUGGGUCAUUGUGCACAGUAUCUAUGUCUCCCCACAAACUUACUCCACCUACCACUGACCUCAUGUUCUCAGCUGAGAAAAAUACCACCUUAAAGAGAGAGAGAGUGGAGACAGUACAGUCGAUAUCAGAUGAACCACAGGUUCCUGCUGUUGGAGUAGCCGAGACUGCAAAGACGGAUGUAAGCACUUUGCCAUUUGGAGUUGCAGUUCAUGAAACAAAAACAGUGGAAGACAAUGAGACAGAACAGAAAGACGAUGAGGAUGAUGACAGUGGUAGUGAGCCACCUUUACAGAUUGAUACAGCUGCUGCUUCACCAAAUUCACCACGUGGAUCAUGUCCACCUAGUCCUGGCCCAAAUUUACCUAACCCAAAUGGUAGUCAGGCAGACUCUGUUAUAUCAAAAGCACCUACUAAUAUAGAAGCAACAUUGUCCACAGAAAUCAAGGACUUAGAGAGCACAAAAAAUACCCCAGUUACGCUAUCCCCUAAAACUCCUCCAACAAAAGAACACGGUACGUUUGACAAACAAGAAAAUUCAGGUCACUUGCCACCAGAAGGAGGAACACCAACGUUUGGCUUGGUUGAUACCCUUAACAAUGUUGUGGCCCAAACCAUUCGAACUAUGACCGAAGUUUUAACAGAAUUACAACAAAAUGGCGAGGAGACGGAUAAAGCUGUGCUCCCAGGACACACAAAGUCUCGGUCAUCAGAUGUUGAUCUUGUUCAAUCUGCACCAGAGGUAGAGUGCUCAUUGAAAAAGAAGAGUACACCAAGAGAGAGACAAAGUAGACGUGGAGAACCAAAGCCUUUGCCAAAAGGUCUGGGAGAAAAUGCUGAUAUCGAUGAGACUUCUAUGGGGGAGAACAUUUUACGUGAUCUUAGUGACAAGUUUACAGGUCAAUGUGUAGGAUGUGGUGUAAGUGUACUUUUACCUCGCCUUUUGUUACAUAUGAAUGAAGCUCAUCCACGUGCACUUGUUACUUGUACUUGUGGGACUUUUCAAGGAAGCCUCUAUGCAUUUUUAGUUCACUCCUUCCAUUUAUCCCAUUUACCAAGUGAAGCACGCCCUUUUGUAUUCUCUGGAAUAGAUGGUACCCAAAGAACUAUGGUAGUACUGGAAGCUAGAGCUUCUCCGUCGAUUGGUUACACUUUUCCAUGCUUUAAAUGCGGUAAGCGCUUUAAGCAAGAAAAGUCACGGCAACUUCAUUACAACUUGUGCAAACUUGAAAAGAAAUUUGAGUGUGAAGUUUGUGGGGAAAAGUUUGUGCGUGAUCACCAUCUUGUUAAACACAAAGAAUGGAAACACAACCCACAAACAUGUCCCCACUGUGGAAAAUGUUUUACUUCCGAGGUGUCUCUAACUCAACAUGUUCUUCAUAUACACAAAAAACAGUUAAUUCACAAGUGUGACCAUUGUGGUGAUCGUUUUGGUACUCGUUCAAGACUAAGAGUUCAUUCACGUAUUCACACUGGAGAACGACCGCAUAAAUGUCAGCAUUGUACACAAGCAUUUGUGUCGAGAAAUUUGCUGGCAAAACAUGUGGCUGCUGACCACCCAAGCCAAUCGACAAAUUACCAGUCUGACUCUAGUGAAGACCUCAGUAAAUAUAAAAGCCGAAAACAUAGAACGUCUUUGGACAAGUCAGUGAAGGACAAAAGCAACAUGGCCAGUGAUACAGAUUCAGACAGUUCAGAGUGGGAAGGCCCAGCAGUGACACCUGCUGUGCCAUCUGGCAAGAUUGAUGAUGAUGACAAGGUAGCUGAAGAAGAAUUCCAGACGAGGCUGGUCAUGUUAGCAAUGACAGAAUCAGAUUUGGACACUUCAGAUUCGGAAAGUGAAAAAACAACAGCAGUUCAUCACAAGAAAAAUACACAUGGAAAGCAAGCAAGCAACAAACAGAAACCAUUGGAAUCGGUACAGGUGGAUAAAGUUGAUAUGUACCAGCAUGAGGAAUUGCAAACUCAUCAUUUGGAUAUUCAAGGGAAGCAUGCAGAGCAGAAAAGAAGAAAAUUGGUGGAUGGUUCCAGUGGUGUAGUGGGAGCGAUCGGGGGAACAGUUGAUGAAAAUCCACCAUCACCUAUAGUGCGAGAAAACAUGGUGCAGAUUGUUGACCGAGCUGUUGGAGUACGGUGUGGGCCGUGCCAUCUGACUUGGAAUGACCCAGCGGGAAAAUUGCUUCAUAUGUACCUGGUUCACCCACAACUUGUAUUAAACUUGGGGCUCAAUGAUUGUGCUUUUUGUGAUCAUUCUUUCACCACUGCAGAUGAUAUUAAUGACCACCAUUUAGCUUAUCACCAACGUGCAAUGCUACCUAAUGGAACUUUUCGUUGUUUGUGUGGCUUGGUUUUUCGGGAGGACGGAGCCUAUUAUUUUCAUCUUUAUUAUGCCCAUAAAGCACAACGAGCGCUCAAUGUUGGUGGAGAAAUAGUGUGCCGUGUAUGUGAAGCCCGACCACGCCUUAAUAAGAUUGUGGACCUGGUUGUGCAUCUUAGUGACACACACACAAUGUUUGACCACGUAAGGGUUAAUGAUGCAUACAUGUGUAAUUUUUGCUACAAAGCUUUUGAAUCGUGGACAGUUCUUAGCUUGCAUUUCUUUAUGGUACAUAAAGCUACUAAGAGUCAGACACUUAGUUAUGACUGUCCAUAUUGUGACGGGGCUUCGCCUUGGCAUUCUCUUGAAGCUUUACAGUACCACUUAGAUAAUGUACACCCUGCCCGACACCGUGUACAUAAAGUUCCUGAAAAUUCGUGCAGCAUAUAUAUGCCUGCAACUCGUGUGGCUGCAAAUACAUCAACCCAGUCAUAUUCAGGAAACAAGAGGAAGAAAUCCAUGACUACUAUUAGUGGAAAGCCACCACCAAAAAAACGAAAAAGAAUGUCCAAGAAGGGUCCUCGUGACGAUGGAGGCAGUAUGGAGGCAGAUGAAACACUGUACUGCAUUUGUCAGUGUCCAUAUGAUGAGGUGUCAGAUAUGAUAGGCUGUGACAAUCCUUCUUGUCGCUACCAGUGGUUCCAUUUUGAAUGUGUGGGAAUUAUGGCUGCUCCAGAGGGGAAUUGGUAUUGUCCUGAGUGCACUACUACUCUCAAAGUAGCUCAUAAAAGCCAACCACAUGCUGAUCUUUAUGAAUAUUAUAGCAAUUAUGAUGCAGAUUCUCAACCAGCACCUAAGCCGCCCAGCCAGCGACACCGCUCCUCAUCAUCGUCUUCGUCGUCGUCCUCCUCCUCCUCCUCAUCCAGUGACUCUUCAUCCUCCUCUUCAAGUAGUGAUUCUAGUAGUGAUAAUGAAAAUGAAAAUAAUGAUAACAAUAACUGAUAAUUGUAUACUAUUUUUCAUUAAUUUCAAUAGUGUAUGAAGUCCAGAUUGUUAGAAAAAUGUGUUAAAAACUUUUCAGGCUGCUUAAGCUUUUAAGUAUUAAUCUUGUAUUUGCCUUAAUCUGUCUUUUUUUCUUUUACAUACUGUAUAUUUUGUCUUCUCAUUUAUCAUGCGUCUCUCUAUUUUAAUCUGUUUCUCCUUUACGCAAAUAACUUAAAAGGCUAUUACUUUGGUAGAAAUGGUGUUUUAAGUACAGUACCUGAAAACGAACUGCUGAAAGGCACUGGUAUAUGGAAUUCGAACCGUUGAACUGUAAAACUAUGAAUGCAUAAUUGACAUUGUCGUUUACAGUACUUAGGUCUGGCGUGUAUUGAUAUUGAUGAGGAUUUGUCUGAAUUAUGACAACUUAUAUUUUGACUUGUGUAACAAUAAUGCAGUCCUAAUUAACCAUGAGGGAAUAAGCCCAGAUAUAAAUAGUAGCUUCCUGAGAACAUUUUAGUCAUGGUUAUGUAAAUAAGCUUUCAGCAUGCAUAAGACUGACAGCACUUGGGGAUGAAAAUAUUGCUGUGCCAAAAGUAUCAAGCUAUUUGUUGCAGUUUGAAAUUAUUCUGAUUAGAGACUGUAAUAUAAUAAAUACUUCUUUAAUUAUAAUGUGUGAUUUCUAUAAUAUUCCACUAACAUAAGAGCAAAGAAUAUUUUCAGAUUUCUUUAUUCAUGUCUUAUCAUGGGUAGAAUGAUUUCAUUCAGGGCUGGGAAUUAAGGAAAGUUUUAUAUUGGGUUUUGUUACCAUGAAAGGAUAUUGAUUGUACUUUACUAUACUCUCAUAAAAUACUGUAUAGAACUUUGUAGGUACUUUAUUUUUUAUUUUUAUUUAUAUUUUUGUCAAGAUAUUGCUUUUGUUUCUCCUCGAACUGUGGUCAUAUUUACAUUUGUUAUGGGUCAUUCCAUGUCACUUCACUCAGUUGGUUUCCAGCACCCUUUUCUAUUUUGAUGCAAUUUAGUACACGUACAUAUCUCAGCGAGAGAAAAUUCACAGUGAAUGACCUGUCUCACAUCUGUAGCUAAAAUAGUUCCUGAGAUGUGGGAGCUUGAAUUGUGCAAAAAAAAGGGGGGAAUCUUCCCAUGAUUGUGCCUUUUUUCAAUAGGAUGUAUCUCAGCUCCUAUGGCACAUGCAGAGUUCAUUCAAAUAUCUUAAAGCCUCUCCAUGAAUGCCUCUCCAACUUUUAUUCUGUGCAUAUUUUAAAUCAGGGUUCAAAUGAAAAAGUUUACCUUGCAGUUAACCUUUGACCUUGGAAAGGUCAUUUGUUGUAUAAUUAGGAUUUUUUCAAACUCAAAAUUGGUAUAAAUGUGUAUACUAGUUUAUAACAUAUAUAUAUAGUGUGUGUGUGGGGGGGGGUAAAUGAACUGCAUUCAUUUGAAUGGCCCUAACCUUAGCUGAAAACCCUGACCUCAAGUGUCUAUCCAAACUUUGUAGAGGCAUAAUUCUAGAACCAUUUUAAGUACAAUGAUUACCUUGUGUUGGUUUUGGAGCUUAGCGGCCCGGUCCAUUGCCCAAGCCUCCUCGUUGCUGGACUGGUCAACCAGGUUGUUUGAUACGGCUGCUCGCAGCCUGACGUAUGAGUCACAGCCUGGUUGAUCAGGUAUUCUUUGGAGGUGUUUAUCUAGUUCUCUCGAACACUGAGGGGGUGUCGGCCAGUUAUGCCCCCUUGUGCGUAGUGGAAGCAUGUUGAACAGUCUCGGGCCUCUGAUGUUGAUAGGGUUCUCCCUCAGAGGACCUGUUACACCUCUGCUUUUCAACGGGGAUAUUCUGCACAUCCUGCCAUGCCUUCUGGUCUCAUGUGGUGAUUUCAUGUGUCUCAUGAUGGUAAGACAUAUACAGUAUUGUUCUAUUUCAUUAAUUUCAAAAUUUUUGAUCAUAAAAUUUUCUGGAUAUGCAAAUCAGCAGCCACCCACCCCUCUUCCCCUCCAUCCCCACUUCAUUGGAAUGAAUUUCAUGGCUUUCCUCCUUCCCUACACGCUUGCCAGUCACCUACCUGAUGAGCAUUUGGUUAUAUCAUUUUUGUAGUCAUUGUCAAAUUUAACCACAAUGCACAUACAUGGCAAUAACUUUAAUACUAGUUAAUUACCACCUACACAUGAAGAUGGGCAUAAUUCAAUAUAAGUUUGGUACAUGUCUUGAAAUGACAGAACCUUUAAAUUUAUAUGUUCAGUACUAUAAUAAUCCUCACUGCCAGCCCCUCUGUUCUUCACGAUUGCUGCUGAAUUUUGUUUGUGGCCUUAUUCAUUUUUGACUUGGUCAAUGUGUAGAUGUGGCCAGUAAUGGUAACUAAGCUAUCGUUAUCACAUCACUUGCAUCAAUAACUUGUUCAUCUGGUGGAGUUGGAUACACAAAUGUGUGUGUGCAGGUCCACGUGGGUGAAGGAUAGUUAAGUUUAUUUCAUUGUUUUCUUCCUUGACUUCCAAGAUAUACAGGCAAGGUGUACAUUCCCAAAAGAAAUGUAUAUUUCCUAUGGUGGGUUGCACUGGUGAAGGGCAAAACAGUGGCUGUAGUGACAAAUAUAGUUUGUAUCAGGACCAUCAUUAUAUUGUGAUGUUGAUGCUGUGGGCCACCCACAUUAGGACUUAGGCAGUCUGUUGAAUUAUGCUUAAAGAACCUUUUCAGUGGCUGGCAUCACGAGCUUAACAUUUUGAUAUUUAGUAUUAAUGCACACAAUGUGUGCCACUCGCCCCAGGUUACACAUAUUCCUUUUCCCAAAACUCUGCAAACUUUGAAAAUCCAAUCUUCAUUGAUGGAUAUUUCUCUUUGAAAUUUGUAAAUGCUUCUUUCAAGUUACACAAUACUAAAACAUUUUUGCCUUCUUUCCCAAGUUCUGUCAGCUCUCUUUCACCCCUGGCAUUUCUCUUCUCACUUCUGGAGAGUGAUAGAAAUUAAUUACUUUAGCUGCAACUGCAUUAGGCAGACAUUUCCUCAGCUGUGGAUUUGGUGUUGAAAGUACUUACUACAAAUUCUGCCAGCAAACGCUUUGCUUGCCAAGCCAUGUACAGUAGUCGGAACACUUUAAUUUCUGCAUGAUUAUAUUUCUGCUGUCUUUGGUAGGAGUGCUAGAAUGUUAUUUUUACACUUUGGUUUGUCACUUUAUUGAAGUUCUCUUUUGCUGAAGAAUUUUGAUCUCUGUUUCAUCAUAACCUGUGGCUGAAAUUUAAUACCUAGCAUGUUUUAUUCAAGCUUCCUUUACAUGGCUCCUUCCACUCUCAAGUUUCUUUUUUGCAUGAUGUGAGCUGUAAGAUACUCUGCUUGCUUCUAUUGUUGUCUCUUCUGUUUUGCCCAGUUGCCUAUUCAUUUCAGCAAGGUCAUACUUAUCAGCUGCAUUAUUUUCUGUAUCUUCAGCCUCAAAUGCUAAAUGGUUUUAUAACGUUAUCUUCUAUGGUUUCUGCCUCGGAUUCUUCACUGUACAUUGUAGACUGUGGAUUCGGAGAUUUUGCUAACUCCCUACAAUAGUUUUAAUAUUAUGGUUUGUUGUGACUUUUAAGUAAUAGAAUUCUAUUUAGCAGAUAUUUAGUUAAGGGAUGAAUGUCUUUAAAGAUGAUGCUCUUGUGUUUUGCAAAAUGGUGGCAGCAAUAGCACCCAAGAUUAAGGACAUUAAUCCCUCAAUCCACAACUAGGUGAGUACAUUAUAAUUUCUAACAUUUUAUUGACCUGAAAAUAAACAGCAUUGAUAAGAUACACUGAAAUACACUACAAAUUGAAUUUUAUAUAGUCAAAUUUUUUAAAUUAAUGAGAGAAAUAGAACAACAUUUGUCUCACCGCUGUAGUUGAAAUGGCUCCCGAGUUAUGGCUCUCCAAAGUUUGGAUAUUUACUUGAGGUCAAGGUAUUCAGCUAAGGUUAGAUCCAUUCAAAUGAAUGGAGGUCCUAAACUUGAGAGAAUAACCCAUACAAAUUAUGUUAAAUCCUAAUACUGUAUACACAUACCAGUUAAUUGUUCAAGUUUGACAAAUUCUGUGUUGGUGUCAAAUGACCUUCCCAGGGGUCAAAGAUUAAAUUUAAGGUAAACUUUUUUAUUUGAAUCCUGAUUUAAAAUAUGCAUAGAAUUAAAAGGUGGAGAGCCACUUAAUAGCAUUAAAAUGGUAUUUGAAUGAAUUCUGUGCCAUAAAAGCUAAGGUGCAUCCUUUUAAAAUAAAGCAUGAGCAAGGAAAAUUUACCCAUUUUUGCAAAAUUCAAGAUUAUGUAUCUGCAACUGUUUUAGCUGCUAAUGUGAGACAAACGUCACUUUCUCUCGCCGAGAUCUCUAUGUGUGUACCAAAUUGCAUCAAAAUCAGAGAGGAUGCCAGAAAAUUUGCCCAAUAUUUGCGUGAAUUGACAUGGAAUGACUCUUUAAUGCGUUAAUGAAAUCCUGGAUGUAAUGUUAUUGUGCUUGUCUAUUUUGAAGCAUCUAGGCCAUGCAUUAUGUAAUUUUUAUGUUGACGUACCUCGACAUUUGGCAGGGAUAAAAAUGUGCAUUGGGUCUUCGGAUACUUAUUGAAAUUAGUGUAAUUUUGACUGUGUACAUAUAGUAUAGCUCUUACUCAAGAAUUUGUGUACAAAGUGUAAUAGUACAGGCCAUGUAAUUACAGUACUGUUCUGUAUUUUGUUAUGUAGCUGGAAUAAGAGAAGAGAACUAGAAAAUAAUUGUGAGACUUUCAUUAGAAAGUAAAUGGGGAACAAAAUAACCCGUGAAGAGUAACAUUUACGAGCAGUACAGGAAAAGCGUUGUAGAAAGGGAAACUUGUUGAAGAAUAGUCCAGUGCAUGCUUGUCAUAUGGAAAUAUGGAAUUGUUAUUUUUAUUGGGCUUUUUUAUAUCGUUAAGAAUGAUAGCCUUCUUGGGAGCUAUUUGUACAUCGCGUAAUAACAAAUAUUGUAUUUGUGGUAAACGUAUUAAACAUAUGACCAUAUUUGCAAUGUUAAUGUAAAUAUUAUGGAAAGGUAAGAUUUUGUGGCUGAAUCUGUAAAGAGGCUGUUUUAUUGUUCGAAUUUCAGUAUGGCAAGUUAAUGCUAAGAAUGUAUUUGAUUUAAUUUUGUUAAAAUCUUGUGUUUAGUGCAGUAUUAAUGUCUAAUGUCUGUUUAAACUCCCAACUAUAAAUGUACUACAAAAUGAGCAUUUUUUCCAUUGGUUCUUUUUUAUUUGAAACAGAUUUAGUGUUGUAUUAAAUGAGCUGUGCAUCAUUCUGUGUGUUGUAAUAAGGAACAUGAUAAUUGGAUGAAACUUGCUGUCUUGGGGAGCAAGUCAAUUGUAGAUAUACAGUUUUACUGUAUGAUGACUUCAGUCUUUCAAGACUAAAAUCAAGGGCUAAAUCUUGAAAUCCCAAUAAAGCCCAAAUUAUCUAAUAGUAAUAUUUAUUAUUUGCACAAGAAAGCAACAAGUAGUAAAAAGAAAAAUUUAAUUACAUUGGUACAGUGGAUAAGCUUUUAUUGCUUUAACUUAAUUGUAUGACCAAUGCUUAUCCUUCAUGAGCAGUUGCUCAAACAAUUAAUUUGUCUGAAAAUGGAAAUACUGUACAGUAACCCAACUUUCAGUAAUAUUACUUUACUCUUUAUUUUUAAGAAAGUGCAAUUAAUUCUUUGACAUUUUUCAAUAAUAAAAUUUGUAUGUUCAUUCUUCCAAAUUAGUAUUUGAACAUUAAUAUAUAGAGGUAACAAGCCUCAUUGGACUGAAAUUGUUUUGGGAUAAUAAAUUGUAGUUCAGAUCCAAGUAUGGAAAAUAAGGUCAUAUGCUAAGUACAUUAUAUUUGAACAUUAAUAUACAAAAUUUAAUAUGGCUCUUUGUCAUCCAAAAAUAAUAGGCAACACCAGUUCCUUGGUAAAGCACUGUUACUGCAAUUACUGAAUGCCAUAACAUAUUUUAAACAUUUAUUUCUAAUCCUAAUUAUCACCUGGCCAAUUCUUGUACAUAUAAUAUAGUAGGUGAAACCUCUUGGCAGGCAAUUAUAUAAUUCAGUGUCACUUUUGUAAAAUGCCAUUAAUAUUACUUGACCUCAGACCUAAGGUAAUAUUGAGUUCAAGUUUUACAAUAUUUAAAUUAGAUGACAGAUGUACUAUUUGAAGUAUUCCCUUUGUGUACAUAUAUUGUUUGAUAAACUUUAUCUGUUAAGCUGAUUUUCUAUGUCAAUAAACAGUACAAGAGAGCAAUUUUUAUAUUUAUAUAUGAUCAGUAUUUACUCUUAACCCUACUUGUGUAAUAAUGAUUAGCCCAUUCCAGGCUGGUAAAUUUGUUGAGCUAUUGGGCAUUCAGUAUGAUGAACAUUCAUUGCUUUGUGUGAUGUAACAAUGGAAAUUUUAAGGUUCUCAGAGUUUUUAUUCACUGGAAAAUAGAAUAUAAAUAUAUUGAAAGAUUGUGAGUGCCAUUUUAAAGUUUACUUGUGAAUACGUUCAUAUUACAGUUCUAGGAUAACGGUCAAUAAAAUGUGAAGAUAA